Molecule: messenger RNA, 1546 nt
Organism: Glycine soja
Lineage: Eukaryota; Viridiplantae; Streptophyta; Magnoliopsida; Fabales; Fabaceae
Exons: 1
Coding region: 58-1347 (429 amino acids)
Source: RefSeq, a predicted model, not a curated record
UUCAUGCGGGUAGUUUAUCAAGUUACAAACAUAAUCCGAUAAGAAGGAAAGGAUGGGAUGCAAGAUUCCCCACCACACGAAUUAACGAUGGCGUCUUCAAUGGAAAAGCUCCUAGAAAGUGGUCGUCCCUUCCUUCGCGGCGAUCUGGAGUCCAUCGACAAGAACUUACCUCGGCUGGUUGGCGUCCUGCAGAGUGUGGGUGCCGGGGAGUGCUGGCACAAACACGGCAGCUUCCUUCACCACCUCGUCGACAUAUUUCGCAUUCUCAAGCUCUGGAAAGCCCCUCACUCUGUCUGCCUCUGUGGCCUCUUCCACUCAGCCUACUCCAAUUCUUACGUUAACCUCGCCAUCUUCGACCCUUCAACCGGUCGAGAAGUGGUUCGUGCACUCGUUGGCGAGGAAGCUGAGAGUCUGAUUCACUUGUUCUGCAUAGUUCCCAGGCAGCCUCUCAUCCACGACGAUCUGCUCUUCCACUACUCUGAUGAGGAGCUUGUCCAACACCUUGCUCAGUCCGAGAUAUCUCUCAGGAACGCAAAGAAGAUGGAGAAGGGCCUCUUUGAUGACGAUGGGGAAUUAGAAGGAUGGAGAAAGAAACUGCAGGGUCUUGUUCCUGCCGAGGGGGUACAAGUUAAGCACAUUCGCACGGGUGAAGGAGUGCACGUUUCUAGGAGGAUAGUGGCAGUUUUCAUCAUGAUGACCAUGGCAGAUUUCUGCGACCAGUUAUUUGGUUUUCAAGAUUUGCUAUUUGAUAAUGCUAAUGGCCGCCUUGAGUUUUCCGGGAACAAUUUUGGGGCUCUUUGGCCGGGAGAUGGUAAGCCGGGUCUGUGGUUGAAUUCAAUUUCCAGGAUGGGAGCAGUGUACACUUUGAUUGCGAGAGAGGAAGAGAUUUUCAUUCAAGAGAGAAAAAGGAAGGUGGGAGUAGCAGUUGUGCCUGAUCUCGAGAGAAAUGAAGAUAUUGAGUUGGUAUUGCCACCGGUGUUCGAUUACUGUAGAAAGGUUUUGGAGGCGGGAGAUCAAAUAGUUGCGAGGGAUUUGUACUGGGAAGCUGUUUGUGAGGGUGGUAGCAAGGCGGAAGAGUUGUUGCUGGAGUCUAUAGAGAAAAACCCGUUUGUUGGAGAGCCAUAUGUGGUGCUGAGUCAGGUUUAUUUGACAGAGGGGAGAUUUGAGGAGGCUGAGAAGCACGCAGAGAGAGGACUGAAGCUUCUGCUGGAAUGGGGAUGUCCGUGGGACAAGAGGACUUCUUGGGAAGGCUGGGUGGCCUGGACUAGGGUCUUGCUCAUGAGGGCAAAGGACAAAUCUUGGCCUCAGACUUCAUGGGGCAUCCUCAAUUUGGGUCUUGUAAACUAAUAAUGCCUUAUCAUCUACUUAAUGCCAUCCAUCCCCCGAUCAUAUAAUAUUCUACUAAAUAAGCCAUAAGUACAAGGUUAGUGCAUCAGAAAAAGGCUUUCAACGGUGUUAUAUCUUUCUAGCUAGUACUAUAUUUUUUCUCUUUUUAAUAUCUUGUGCUGCGUGAGAAAAGCCUUUUAUUGUUGCUAUAGCGGUCUUA